Molecule: messenger RNA, 2226 nt
Organism: Xiphias gladius (swordfish)
Lineage: Eukaryota; Metazoa; Chordata; Actinopteri; Istiophoriformes; Xiphiidae
Gene: ppwd1
Product: peptidylprolyl isomerase domain and WD repeat containing 1
Exons: 11
Coding region: 72-1952 (626 amino acids)
Biological process (GO): protein peptidyl-prolyl isomerization
Molecular function (GO): protein binding; peptidyl-prolyl cis-trans isomerase activity
Source: RefSeq, a predicted model, not a curated record
AGAAUCCAGACGUCCAGGCGCCGGACGGAAGUACCGUAACUGGGAAGGGACACUGCUGAAGAUCAGCAGCAAUGGCGGAGUCUGAAAACAAUGUGGAAUUAAAACGAAAAGCAGAUGAAAAUCAGGAUGGAGAUGGAAAUGGAGAAGAUGAUGAAUGGGUCGGACCUAUGCCAAGCGAAGCCGCAAAAGCCAAGAAAAGGAAAGUUUUGGAAUAUGAGCGUGUCUACCUGGACAACCUACCUUCAGCUGCAAUGUACGAAAGGAGCUACAUGCACAGGGACGUUAUCACACACAUAGUUUGCUCCAAGACAGACUUCAUCAUCACAGCCAGCCAGGAUGGCCAUGUCAAGUUCUGGAAGAAGAAGGAGGAGGAGGGAAUAGAGUUUGUCAAACACUUCCGAAGUCAUCUCGGUGUGAUAGAAAGCAUUGCAGUCAGUGCUGAAGGGGCCCUUUUUUGUUCCGUCGGUGACGAUCAGGCCAUGAAAGUAUUUGAUGUUGUCAACUUUGACAUGAUCAAUAUGCUGAAGUUGGGCUUUCAUCCAGGCCAGUGUGAGUGGAUCUACAAUCCCGGGGAUGCCAUUUCCACAGUGGCCUGCUCGGAAAAAUCCACAGGGAAGAUCUUCGUCUACGAUGGACGGGGAAGCAACGAGCCCCUGCAUGUCUUCGACAAAAUGCACUCUUCGCCGCUGUCCCAAAUCCGCCUGAAUCCCAAAUAUAGAGUCAUCGUGUCUGCUGACAAAGCGGGAAUGCUGGAAUACUGGACUGGCCUCCCAAGUGAAUUCAAGUUCCCCAAACAUGUGGAUUGGGAAUACAAAACAGACACAGACUUGUAUGAAUUUGCAAAACACAAAACCUACCCCACCAGCCUCGCGUUCUCUCCGGAUGGGAAGAAAAUGGCAACCAUUGCUUCCGACAGGAAAGUCAGGAUCUUCCGUUUCCUGACAGGAAAACUGAUGAGAGUGUUUGAUGAAUCGUUAACAAUGUUCACAGAGUUGCAGCAGAUGAGGCAGCAGCUGCCGGACAUGGAGUUUGGGAGGCGAAUGGCUGUGGAGAGAGAGCUGGAGAAGGUGGAUGGUAUCCGACUGACAAAUAUCAUCUUUGAUGAGACCGGCCACUUUGUGCUCUAUGGGACCAUGCUGGGCAUCAAGGUCAUCAAUGUGGAAACCAACAGAUGUGUGCGGAUCCUCGGGAAGCUGGAGAACAUCCGUGUGGUCCAGCUGAGUUUGUUCCAGGGGGUUGCAAAGGCCAUGCAUGUGGCCCCCACUGUGGAGAUGAAGGCAUCUGACAAUCCUGCCUUAGAGAACGUAGAGCCCGACCCCACCAUAUUCUGCACUGCAUUCAAGAAGAACCGCUUUUACAUGUUCUCAAAAAGAGAACCAGAGGAUACAAAGAGCGCAGACUCAGACAGAGACAUCUUUAACGAGAAGCCUUCGAAGGAAGAGGUGAUGGCUGCGACACAGGCCGAGGGCCCCAAGAGAGUGUCUGACAGUGCCAUCAUCCACACCACCAUGGGAGACAUCCACAUCAAGCUCUUCCCUGUAGAAUGCCCCAAAACUGUGGAGAACUUCUGUGUUCACAGCAGGAAUGGCUACUAUAACAGCCAUAUAUUCCACAGAGUGAUCAAGGGCUUUAUGAUUCAGACAGGAGACCCCACAGGCACAGGCAUGGGAGGAGAGAGCAUCUGGGGGGGAGAGUUCGAGGACGAGUUCCACGCCACGCUGAGACACGACCGCCCGUACACGCUCAGUAUGGCAAACGCAGGCGCCGGCACCAACGGCUCACAGUUUUUCAUCACCGUUGUACCCACUCCUUGGCUCGACAACAAGCACACUGUGUUUGGAAGGUGUACGAAAGGCAUGGAGGCGGUCCAGAGGAUCUCCAACGUCAAGGUUAACCCCAAGACUGACAAACCGUACGAAGACAUCAGCAUUAUCAACAUCACCAUCAAGUGAUUGUGCGUCUUACUCGUGUCCUGUACAGUGAUGUUUUUUUUUUUACCACUUUGUUAUUAAAAAAAGAUGCUUGAUUGUAAUAAGAGGGAUUUGUUCUUUGCAUUGGAGACAGUCAACUUGUAGACUGCAAAGCAGCAGAAUCCAGUGUCAAAGAAAGAAAAAAGCUGCCAGCCAGACAAAUAAGGUCGGUUAGUUUAUUUUACAGCAUCACAUGAUGAAUCGUUUACAAAGGCCAUCAUCCAGUCCACCAGUAACAAAGGUUUCGAUGUGCAUU